AGAUGAUAAUAAGGGAGUAUGAUUAUUCGCAUUAGCGUUCUUCCUCACCGGCGAUUUGGGGGCGACCUCCUGCGCCUCCCCCACAUCCACCGAGCCGGUUCUUCCUCACCGGCGAUUUGGCGGCGACCUCCUGCGCCCCCACAUCCACCGCGCGCUCGCGACCUCUCCCCGCCGUCACGCCGGACUCCGGCAUCCCCGCCGCGCCUCCUCGCCGAUUUCGCAUCGGCCCUCAACGUGCAAGAUCCCGUGCGCUGCGGCCAAGGUCAAGGUGUCAUGUAUCGUAGCAACGACAUGCAACAAGUUUGGAGAUCCCUAGAAGAGGUGGAAGAGCUGGUUAGCAAACAGAAGGCAAACCGCCACGAAAUGCUCAGUGACUGAUACAUCACAAUUGUGAAGGACGUCCAAGAGCAAUGCAGAUGCCUUUACUUCUGGCCCUCUGCGUCAAGAACAACUUUAUUUUUAAUUUGCUUUCUAAACUGUAAUGAAUUCUAGCUAUGUCAGUUGCAAUCUUUAGUUGUAAUUUUGGGAUAUGCUAUUUAAUUUUGGGAGUUGCAAUCUUCAGCUAGCACUAUUAUUGAAAACUGGAAGUAGGUUUUGCUUUGUUUCAAGCGUCUCUAUAGAGAUGGUUAAAUCUAUGCUGGUUUAAUUUUGGUA
This is a messenger RNA of Panicum virgatum (switchgrass), 654 nucleotides long. RefSeq lists its product as uncharacterized. The transcript is spliced from 3 exons. Bases 19 to 378 code for a protein of 119 amino acids. Lineage: Eukaryota; Viridiplantae; Streptophyta; Magnoliopsida; Poales; Poaceae. The record is from RefSeq and is a predicted model, not a curated record.